Darwinula stevensoni is the source of this 471-nucleotide messenger RNA. NCBI's taxonomy places the organism in Eukaryota, Metazoa, Arthropoda, Ostracoda, Podocopida, Darwinulidae. The record is from the annotation of a GenBank genome assembly.
AUGUUUACGGGAUCGGUGCUCCAGUCGACACCGAUUGCACGAGAAUGGGAGAUUCUCGAGAAUCACCGAGAGGAUUACAUGAAAUUGGGGGAACUGGUCGACGAAUUAUCCUACGUCUUCAGUCCGACACUUUUGCUGAGUUUCAUGAACAGCGUUUUGAGGACGACGGUGACGGUGUACACGGCGUCAGUGAACUUCUCGUAUGGCUCUCAGCAGUGGUUGAACAUCAUGAUGGCGGCUGGGGAUGUUACCGGAAGCCUUAUUCGACUUCUCCUCAUCGCCAUUGCCGCUUCGUAUCUAUCUGACAAGGAAGGCGAGUUCGUAAAAAAUUUGAACGAAGUGACGGGGUUCACCUCCUCUUCUCAAGUCGCACAGAAGGUGAUGGGUACGAUCGUGACUUACUUGGUGGUGCUGCUGCAGUUUCGCUUGGAUAGUCUAGGCUCAGGCAACGAAAAUAAGGCACCGGGAUGA